Messenger RNA from Ostertagia ostertagi, 948 nucleotides. Lineage: Eukaryota; Metazoa; Nematoda; Chromadorea; Rhabditida; Trichostrongylidae. The record is from the annotation of a GenBank genome assembly.
GAAGCUCCUACGCUGGUGAUCGAUGAAGAGGAUGUGACUGAAGAAUCGCAAGUGGUGGCACCUUCAGAAAUUCCGCUGUCAAAGGACGAAUUGUGCGCCAUCUACGAUAAAGCGCUCCAGCGACAUCAAAAGAUAGUGCUGAAACGCCAGCAAACAAUAGAUCAGGAGCGGUUGGGAGAUGAUGAAUUGAAAACAUCGGAAGCUUCUGCAUCACAAGAAAGUGCCACGACUUCUGCAGUGGAGGUCCCUCCGAAGAGCACUCCACGACAAAGGCUGCUGUCAUGUGGACAGCCGGCUCUUAUCGCUACAGAAGCUGAGUUGGAGAGCGUUAUAAAGAGCCUGAACACUGUCUUGGCGUCUUGUGAGCAAUCCAGUGAAAACCCGGUUCCAGUAGAAAAAACUUCGUCCAUUGACGAAGCGAGCGACACCGUGGAUAUCGCAACUCGUCCAGCUCGUAGUGCCACGUUUCCUGAAGCGCGAGACGAUUCUAAGGAACAUUAUGAAACGUUGGACGAUUUCGACUUCCGAGAGGAAUUCGACCGACGCUUCCGCCAAGCGAAAAACGCCACCUUCAGCCGGAUGAUUGGUCGACCGAACAAAGAAGACGUCGUGCAGAGCUAUCGUCGCAGAGGUCUCUUUGACAACGUUGACUUCCGGCAGCCACCCUCGGUGCACCAUAUCGCCUCCGUUGAUGGUCCUGUCAAUGCAGCUAAGACACAUACCGCAUUCUCAUUUGACGAACUGGAUCUGGUCGCUGAGCCGGAAGACAGCAACGAAACGAACAACAACGUACUCUCCCCAAACACUUAUCUGACAAACAAGAUCAUUCGAGCGGUUUUGGCAGAGAAACCACAUGUGCAUGUUUUUACUGAGGCGAUGGUGUGCGCCCGUAAAAAGCCUACGUCGUCGUCGUCGUUGCUUCCUCCACUUCGAAGUGGUUCGACGACG